GCCCCCCCUCUCCCGGCUGGAUAAAACCCCCGGGCUGGGAAGGGCGGCCGAGCCUCCCCGUCUCCUCGCGGGAGCGCCCGGCCGCCUCUCCCAGGUUCACGAUGUUGACAGCUAUGUUCUUGGCUGCUCUCGUUCUCAUUACAGUACAUUCGCAGGAAACUGAGGAAACCAUAACGUACACGCAAUGCACGGAUGGCUACGAGUGGGACCCCGUUAGGCAACGGUGCAAAGAUAUUGAUGAAUGUGAAAUAGUCCCAGAUGCAUGUAAAGGUGGGAUGAAAUGUGUUAACCACUAUGGAGGAUACCUCUGUCUACCCAGAACGGCCCAAAUUAUUGUAAAUGAGCGGGAAGAGGCAGCGGCCGAAUCCACCAGCGGUCGGAACAACGUGAUCCGCCGGACCCCGGCCGACCCCCAGCGAGCCCCCCCAAACCCAACCCACCAAAUCCAGUGCGCGGCUGGGUACGAGCAGAGCGACCACAACGUGUGCCAAGACAUAGAUGAAUGUGCAACUGGGACCCAUACCUGUCGAGCUGACCAAGUGUGUGUCAAUCUGAGAGGGUCCUUCACCUGCCAGUGCCCUCCCGGUUACCAGAAGCGAGGGGACCAGUGUGUUGACAUCGACGAGUGCACGCUGCCCCCCUACUGCCACCACCGCUGCGUCAACACCCCCGGCUCCUACUACUGCCAGUGCAACGCCGGCUUCCAGCUGGCAUCCAACAACCACACCUGCGUGGACAUAAACGAAUGUGAUGCCAAUAACCCAUGUGCACAACAGUGUUACAAUAUCCUGGGUUCUUUCAUCUGUCAGUGCAACCCAGGCUUUGAGUUAAGCAGUGACAGAAUCAACUGUGAAGACACUGAUGAAUGCAGAACCUCAAGUUAUAUCUGUCAGUACCAGUGUGUCAACGAGCCAGGAAAAUUCUCCUGCGUGUGCCCUGAAGGAUACCAGGUAGUGGGAGGCAGAACAUGUCAAGCUCUGUUGUCCCCGCAGCAAACGAGCGCGGUGAGCGCCAUGCUGGUGCUGGUGAAGUCGCUGGCGGGGCCCCGCGAGCACAUCGUGGACCUGGAGAUGCUGACGGUGAACAGCCUGAACUACCGCACGAGCUCGGUGCUGCGGCUAACCAUCAUCGUGGGGCCCUACGCCUUCUAGGGGACCCCGCGCCCCCCGGCACCGCCGCAGCCAAAGAUAUUACCUGAGAGAAAGCACUUACUAUUUUAUUUAUAGAUUUUCGCUCUCUUUUUUUUUUUUUUUUUUUUUAAGAAAAAAAAGGAAAAAAAAAAUUUCGUUUAGUAAGUCGGUAUCUUUUAUUCACGCAUUACGCCUGUAAUUCCCAGUUAGUAGAUGUGUUCCAUAGUAUAACAUGGGCAUUGUCACUUUGUGUAUAAAGAUUUAAAUCUUGGGUUUUUUAUUACCUUCCUUGGACUAGAUCCAUACUACGCUUUUGUAUGAGAACUGUAUGUUCAUAGUACCCUGUACAACCUCACGCCCCCUCCCCAGCCAAAUAGGUCAUGCCAUUUAAAAGUGAUCUUCUGUGUUGUUUUUUUUUUUUUUAUUUUAAAUUCUAAUGCAGCUACACUGAAUCUCAAAAAAAGAAAAAAAAUUAUGUAGUCUGAAUGAUAACACAAAGUAACGGUUAUCCCAUAAGCUGAAAUAUAUUUCUUCUUUUUAACUACUUUGUAACAAAAGGUAACAGGCAAUAAAAAAAUCUAUUUCUGUAGGCAUUUAUGUGCUAUCACAGUGAGUUUUUCUAAUCUGGGUUGGAGGUGAAGUUACACUGUGAGAAAUGCUUUGCAUCAGGUUUUUGUAUGCAGAUUGUGUUAACCAUGCCACAGAAUAACAUCCUGCUCCCUCCAAGAAAAAUGGACCAUAGGAAGAACGUUCCUCCAACAAAGAAAGAAACUCCAAAUGGAAAAAAUCCCGGGCAGGGCACAAAUGUCCAUGAGAACACUCCUGAGAACACUGUUGGUAGUUACUGGGAUGCAGCAUUUUCAGACAGAACUUAACAUACUAUUUUUCCAGAAGUAUUAUGUUGUAUACUAAGAAUGGAGUGCAUUUCCUUAUUAAGUUAUAUCACUUCCAGGCACUCGGUCCUGUUCCUGCUCUUACAACUCAGAUGUAUCAUGUACAGUGUUCAUAAAAUUUAUUUCUAAUUUUCAAGAACUAAUAACAUCUUUUGUAAUAUGUAAAAUCUUAUUUCUUGUUUAAAAAAAAAAAAUGUAGCAGUUAAUCCUUUGAUGUACAAAAUUUUUAAAUAAAGAUCUCUUACCAUAUU
Molecule: messenger RNA, 2274 nt
Organism: Lepidothrix coronata (blue-crowned manakin)
Lineage: Eukaryota; Metazoa; Chordata; Aves; Passeriformes; Pipridae
Gene: EFEMP1
Product: EGF containing fibulin like extracellular matrix protein 1
Exons: 9
Coding region: 102-1151 (349 amino acids)
Molecular function (GO): calcium ion binding
Source: RefSeq, a predicted model, not a curated record